Messenger RNA from Solanum tuberosum (potato), 429 nucleotides. RefSeq lists its product as uncharacterized. Lineage: Eukaryota; Viridiplantae; Streptophyta; Magnoliopsida; Solanales; Solanaceae. The coding region runs from base 1 to 429 and encodes 142 amino acids. The record is from RefSeq and is a predicted model, not a curated record. The transcript is spliced from 2 exons.
AUGGAAGAUGAAUCCUGGAAACAAGCAAUGAAAGAACUAGAUCAAUUUGAAAGAAACCAGUUAUGGACUCUUAUUGAAAGGCCAAAAAAUUGUUCCGUAAUUAGAAUCAAGUGGGUGUUUCGAAAUAAGCUAAAUGAAGAUGGAAAAGUCAUUUGUAACAAAGCAAUAUUGGUUGCUCAAGGAUACCCUAAACAGAAAGGUAUUGAUUACGAUGAAACUUUUGCUCAGGUAGCAAGUGGUGAACUGGAAACCCUAGUCAUGGGAAGUCGUAUUAUUAUUAAUGAACUCUUGUUUGUGGAUCUGUUUGAGACUAAGUUUUUCGGUGUAAUUCCUUAUAUGAAUGGUGUUUGUCUUGAUGACUCCGAGGUGUCUCUGGAAGGGGCCAAAAAUGUCGUGGCUAAACCAAGCGCUGACCUAUCUGAUUUUUGA